AAUGCAUACGAGAAUGCAAAACUCAUUUUUAUUAUUUGCAUUCAUAAAAUUCAGGGUUACUUUUUAUAUGCUUUGUUAAUUUUUAAAAAAAAAAAUAUCUGAUUACAAUUCCAAGAUAAGAAAACAUCCGUUCAUCUUCGACAUGUGACAUUUUCGCACGAGUGUCCAGUCGUAAUAAACAAAUCCACUGGCAAGUUGGUUACUCUCUAAGUUUUGGGCAGUGGAAAUUUAGGUAAGUUUUGGGCAGUGGACAUUUAGGUAAGUUUUGGGCAGUAGACAUCUAGGUAAGUUUUGGGCAGUAGACAUCUAGGUAAGUUUUGGGCAGUAGACAUCUAGGUAAGUUUUGGGCAGUAGACAUCUAGGUAAGUUUUGGGCAGUGGACAUUUAGGUAAGUUUUGGGCAGUAGACAUCUAGGUAAGUUUUGGGCAGUAGACAUCUAGGUAAGUUUUGGGCAGUAGACAUCUAGGUAAGUUUUGGGCAGUAGAUAUCUAGGUAAGUUUUGGGCAGUGGACAUUUAGGUAAGUUUUGGACAGUAGACAUUUAGGUAAGUUUUCGGCAGUAGACAUCUAGGUAAGUUUUGGGCAGUAGACAUUUUAGGUAAAUUUUGGGCAGUAGACAUUUAGGUAAGUUUUUGUUGUGAUGUCAAGUGUUGCUGACCGGCUUUCAUAACAAAGUCGAGAAUUUGAACCAGAAUGAGCGGGAUGGGGAGGGGCAGAUGGUAGGGGGAGAUCGGAUGAGAGAAUGAUACUAAGAAAGCUGAGACUCGAUAUAAAUUUGCUCUGCUAAGUGAUGUCCACAAAGUAAUGGAUCUGUUAGUCGAUUUGACGCAUCUGAAUGAUUUAGUUCUAAAAUAAAUCUGAUCAUAUAUUGGUUUUUUAAGAAUUAAGAAAUUGUGUUUCUAUUAUGUUCGUCAUAAGUCUGUUUUAUAUUUUAAAUGUCCUGGUCUGUUGUGAUCUUAUAUUUUUUUUACACUGACAGUGAGAUGGCUUACGUGUUCAUCGUACUACUGAGUGUUCUGGCUUUUACUACCAGUGAAGUCCUUGAUCUGAACAGACUCGAGGCCAACACAUUUGGCGGUCUGGAUAUUGAUCAUGACGGGCACAUUGAACGAUAUGAAGUGAACGAAUAUAUUAAGGUUAGUUAAGCAUUAAUGUCUUAACCAAGUGAAGAGAAAUUUAAGCAAUUUAAUUUAUUGAUCAGCCGAAUACGAGACUCUUUUUCAUAGCAACCAUCCAUCCAUCCCUGAAGGCGCUACAGUCUAUUUAAGGCUUUGGCCUGCCUCACCACUUCCUUCCACUAAGAACUAACUAACGCUUUUCUUUUACAAGCUUGGAUUCCCAGCAGCUGUAGAUCUUUUCCACGUCUUCCAUCCAUCUCAGCCUUUGAGCCGUUUUCCCCUGGGGUUUUGGUGGUGCACCCUCUUCACUCCUCCGUCAUUCCGGCAUUCUUUCUAAGUGUCCCACACAGAGUAGUCCUGCCUUUUUUUUAUAUAGAUAUUUCUGCUACUAGCUUGGUAUCCUAACAUAGUAUAUACCACUCCUGGUUGGUUCCUAUUCUCCAUCCAUAUUUAUAGCACCGGUUGUAUCAAAUUUAACUUUAAUUUUGGUAAGUAUUACAUAUAGUAAGGUGCAAGCUAGGACUUAAAUACGAGACUAAAAUGUAUCGCAGGAACAGUAAUAUAUAUAAAAAAAAACAAUUAAAAAAGUAAAUCAAAACAAAAACAAAAAUAAUUUGUAUUUAUGUAAGUCUUUUAGGAUAAGUCUUGCUAAAUCUGAUAAAAUGCAAUGUUGUAUUUUCUUACCUCUAAAUAUUAAGACCAUAGACGGUGAUUACGAUGGCAAACUCUCCGACGCCGAGUACGUCAAGGCCCUGGGCCUCCUUCACAGCACCGAUCUCGUGCAGCUGCAGAUCCUCAGAAACCUCUACAAUCACCUGAACUUCGAUAAGAACAGCUUUCUGGACGAUAUCGAUUUUGACAGACUGUUCACGGACACGGAUAGUGAUGGCAACGGGCUUAUUACUCCGUUGGAAUUUAGCAGGCAAGUUCUCACGUCCGGUGCUCUUAGUUUCGAUAAGGUAUAUUUAGGAAUAAUUCCUACUUUUAUUUAGGGUGUAUUUCGUGGUAAGGGCAUGCCCUGGAUUUCAUACCUAACACAUUAUUUUUCCGUGACGCCCUUGUAAGAAAGGGUUUUUUACUUCGAGUUUUAUCAGAUAGAGUUGGCGAAAUAAAUGUGAAGCCUAAAUGAUUUU
Lymnaea stagnalis (great pond snail) is the source of this 2250-nucleotide messenger RNA. NCBI's taxonomy places the organism in Eukaryota, Metazoa, Mollusca, Gastropoda, Lymnaeidae. The record is from the annotation of a GenBank genome assembly.